AGAGGCCCCUUCCUCCCAGAUAAAACUGUCAGCCUUCCACUUUGAUACAGCACAUCUUGGAGGCAGAAGAGGAUCUGAUUCUCUCUUCCCACCUGGUAGGAAAAGACGAGUUUCCAGAGGCAGGAAGCCUGCCGAACAGGGGGAGGAACCACCCUUUCUUGACCCAAAGAACUCUAUCUCUGAGAGGAACAGGAAGGUGGAAGGGAAGCUGCCUCAGGGGAAACCCAUGCUUUGGGCCAUAUUGUUCCUGAAUGAGCAAGGAGAUACUUUAAGACCAUAAGCUCAAGAUUCUGGAUCCAUUGUGGGGGCACAUUGGUCUUCAAGGGAUGGGCCUUUCUGCAGCCUGGUUCAGCACAGGACUGGCACUACUCAAAGUGCAGGCGGGAGGAUAAGGCUGUGUCACCAGGACAGUCCUACACCUUAGACUUCUUCUAUGGAAUAUUCCCAUCUACCUCAGAACGUGCUAAUUUGCCUGGCUGGAGUUGACUUGGAAGCUGACUUUGAGGAUGAACGGUGAUGUUCUCUAGCCACCCCUAACACUAUCUGGUGGCUCUUUCAUCUCCAGUUCUUUUUCAAUGUGCCAUAGCUGGCCGAGCCCUUGGAUCUUCUGCAAAUAGACUGACAGUAAUUGACAGUCAGAUAUGACUGUCCAGAAACUGGUGGCCACAGCUGUAUUAGUGGCCCUAGUCUCACUAAUUCUCAAUAAUGCAGCAGCCUUCACUCCCAACUGGGUGUACCAGACCCUGGAAGAUGGGCGCAAGCGAAGUGUGGGACUGUGGAAGAUAUGCUGGCUGGCAGAUAAGGGCAAAGCAGGGGCAGGCAGUGGAACCCGAAAUGGGCAAGGGGAAGAUCGUGAGUGUGAAGCCCUAAGCUGGGGGUCAGACUCAGCAGGAUUCCAGGAAUCGCGAAGUACCGUCAAAUCUUGGUCCAUAAACUCCUGCCAUGUCGCUGCUGCUGGUCAUAUUGCCGUCUGGUCCUUGCUUACGGGAAUCCCUUCUACUUGCUCAGAUUCAGUUACUACCACACAUCAGCCAAGGCUGAGAACACAUGCUACAUUCCACCACCCACAGUCUCCCACUAUUGCAAAGAGGCAAGAGGGUGCAUUUUCUCAACUCUUCUCUGGGGCCAAGUUUUUUCAACAUAAUUGCAAAGAAUUCGGUUUCAGUAUUUUUGUGCUUCCCGUUUACACUGUUGUGGUCAUUGUGUAUGUUUUUUCCCUGGUUUUGUUUCCUUCACUCUACAACAGUUCAUACAAUUAAUUUUUCCCAUGUUUCUCUGAAUUCUUCACAUUCAGCAUUUUUUAUGGUGCAAUAAUAUUCCAUGACAUUAAUGUGCGAUCAUUAUUGACUAAGCCAUUUCCUAAUUGAUGAGGAUCUACUUUAUUUCCAUUCCUUUGUUGCAAUAAAAAGAGUUGCUACGAAUAAUGACGUAUAUGAGCUCUUCUUUUCUGUCUUUGAUAUGCUUAGUGGAUAUUUUAGUUAUUCCAAAUUGCUUUCUAGUUGGACCAACUACCAAUUUCCAUUGCAAAAUAUCAUAUAAUUGGUGGUGCUCUCAUUUUGUGUGGUACCUUUACAUUAUCCAGACUAAUCAUGGGAAAAAGGAAGAACAAGUCCCUUUGUUACUGAACGCAGGCUAAAGAGCCUCAGACUCUUCAGACUCUAAGGAGACAGAAAUAUUUUCAUACAAUUUUCAACCUUUGCAGUGCAGAGGAAGAUAAAAGCUACUUUGUAGAUGUAUGAUUUGGAAAAGAAAGCAGCCAAUUUUGUGUAUUUUUAAUUGUAAUAUGAAAAUAUGGCAAGCACAUCAUGUUGAGUAGGUCACUGUUGGGUCAGUCAAUUCUUUUCUCUAUCCUAUGAUCUAUGGAUUUUCAUUAGCAAAGUAUAGAGAGUACCCAAAGGGUUGCAUUUUGUUUGCAACAUUCCAAAAGGUACUGGUUGUGGGUUUGGAAUUUUCUGUAAAUGGCUGUACUUAACAAAAAAUAGCCUUAGUGAAAUGAAAUUAAUUUGAAUUCGUUUCCUGCAGCCUAUACAUUCACAGGAUCAUAGACUCAGAGGUGAAAGGGAUCAUAUUUGCCAUCUCAGCCAACCCUAUAAUUUUACAGAUGUGUAAUUGAUCAAGAGAAGGGAAGUGAUUCAGCCAGGGUCACACACAACUCAUCUAAACCAGGAUUCAAACUCAGGUCCUCCUGACUCCAUUUCCAGCAGUCUACCACUCCACCAUGUGGCCUCUCUUUAAUUAACUUAUGUUACAAUUACAAGAAAGAGAAAUGGGUAGGUCUGGAGAUCAUAAAGAGGCUACAUGACACAGCAAAAAGAGCCACAGAUUGCAGGCAAAGGACUUUCUGAUUUUGAUUCCCGGUUCUGUCACUUUCUACCUGUAUAAAGUUGCCCAAUUCAAGUCAACAAACACUUAUUAAAUACAACGUGCAAGCUGCGUGUUAGGUGCUAGUUAACCUCUGAGUUUUUGCUUUCUUCAUCUCUAAAAUAAGAAUGACAAUGAUGCAUUAACUACCUCAUGAAAUCGUAGUAAGAUGUGCUUCUAGGAUCUCCAUCUGCAGGGCGUUUUCUCUGGCUCACCCCCAUGCCUGGAAUGCUCUGCCUCCUUCUGGUCACAGCCAAGUCCUACCUUCUACAAGAAGCCUUUCCCCGUCCUCCUUCAUUUUAGUGCCUUCUCUCUGAGAUGCCUCCAUUUUAUCCUGUAAACGUCUUGUUUGUGCAGAGCUGUUUGUAGGCUGUCUCCUCCAUUAGACUGAGAGCUCCUUGAGAACAGGGACUGUCUUUUGUAUUUCUUUGUAUCCCCAGUGCUUACUUAACACAGUGCUUGGCACACAGUAAGUGCUUAAUAAAUGCUUGUUGACUUGACUAUAAUUUUGCUGGUACUUCCUCAACCAACUCUUAUGACACCACCUCUAGAAUUCAGUAUGUGGUUUUUGGAGAAUUGUUGUAGUCAAAAAAACCUAUUGUCAUCAUCUUCCUGUGAUGAGUCUCUAGGAGCUUAACUGGUCUAGUCCUCAGACAGAUAUGCAGUGUAGCACUGAGCCCAUACUGAAAACUAUAAAGAACUAUGUAAAUGUGAACUGCUAUUACUAUCGUCAAUGUCGUCCCAAAGACUUCAGUGUAUUUAUGUUACGGCACCGACAAAGGCCAAGCAAACAAGUAAAAAGCUUGGGGAGGCGGGGAGGAACACUGGGGUUGAGAUUCUAUCUCUUCCCUCAAGAGGUGUGACUGGCUAUCCCACGACACGCCUAGCCUGAACUCCUUCUUCAUCCUCAACUCUUACAGCGCUUUGCUUCAUUCAAGGCCCAACUCAGGUGGCACCUCCUGCGAGCCUUUCCCGAUGCUUCUGGUUGUUAGUGUUCUUUCUGUCCUCAAAUUAGAUUGUUUUUAUAUAGGUAAUAUAAAUGUCGUCUCCCCCAUUAGA
Phascolarctos cinereus (koala) is the source of this 3420-nucleotide messenger RNA. RefSeq names its product transmembrane protein 204 (gene TMEM204). Gene Ontology annotation, cellular component: plasma membrane. Lineage: Eukaryota; Metazoa; Chordata; Mammalia; Diprotodontia; Phascolarctidae. The record is from RefSeq and is a predicted model, not a curated record. Gene Ontology annotation, biological process: regulation of vascular endothelial growth factor receptor signaling pathway; smooth muscle cell differentiation; lymph vessel development.